AUGAUCUACCUUCUAAUCUUUCUUGUGAUUCAAAAUAUUCAUGCAAAUCAAGUGAUCCAAGUUGGUCUAUUUUUCGUCAAAGAUGUUGUAGAUCUGCAAAUCGCCAUGGGCUAUCGAACAACAGCCGGUGCAGUUUUAUAUGCAAAAGAUCGGAUAACCAAUGAUCACAUUCUAGAUGGCUAUGACUUAAAGUACCUGAAAAAGUUCGAGGUAUUUUUUUAAUUUCUGUAAUUAUUUGCAGCUUCACCUACGUUUUCGAUGAAUGUGUAGAAAAUGUGGCCGCUGGCAAAGCUGUGGAAAUGAUUGAAGAUUCGAACAUCGAUGUGAUUUUUGGACCAACUUGUAAUCGAGGAGCCAUGGGAGUUGCAGCAAUUGCUGCCUAUAAUAAUAUUCCGUUGUAUCUUUGGGGGUUGACGACUUCGAAUGAGUUGGUGGAUCGUGAUCGUUUCCCGACUACGAUGUCGUUUGCGAUGAAAUCGUAUCGGUAAGGGGAGGAAAAUCAAGCGGACUAUUAAAAUUAAUUUGAAAAUUCUAGAAUCUUAAAACCUUGAUGUCAUCAUAUUUUUCCAGCCUAGCUCAAUCAAUCUACACAAUAAUGAAACGUUUUUCCUGGACAGAAUUCGUGUUUGUCUACUCAAAUGACGGUGAUGAGGAGAAAUGUGACUCGCUGAAAAAAGACGUGCAAACCUAUUUAUCCCUCAACUCCGAUGUCACCAUCUCAUUCCUCUAUCAAAUUCAAACGCUGACGAUGGACAACAUCAGAAGUGCUAUAAAAAUUAUCAAGGAGAGAGGGAGAAGUGAGUCAGAGAAAAAACAACCCAAUCGAGAUUUGUUUUCUAGUUAUCGUAACUUGUGUUGCCAGUGGAAAUGGUCAGAAGAAGGCUUUCAUGAAAGCGGCGUAUUUGGAAAACGCGGUGGGCACAGAAUAUGUCUAUAUUAUGGCCGAGACAAAUUCAAAGGGAUUCAGUGAGCAUUCAGAAGCAAAAAAAUAAACAAAAUUCUAAUAAAUUUGCAGGAGUCGAUGAUUUUGCCGGUGAUUGGCAUUAUAUUUACGUGGGUUCUAAAGGGAUUGCGACGAAUUGGACAGAUGAAGAAGCUCGAGAUGCGUUUCAGAACGUUCUGUUUAUUGUAGACAACGCUGGGCAGAAUGGCGAAGUUACAAAUCAAUACAAGAACUUUAGUCAAGAGACAAUUCGACGAAUUGCGGAUGCGCCAUUCAAUUGCACUGACGAUUGUCAGAGUCGUAACUUCAGCGAAGUCUCGAGUUAUGCUGGACAACUAGCUGAUGCGAUUUACGGCUACGCGAUUGCUCUCAAUCGAUCCCUAGCCAAAGAUCCAGGAGCAAUCAAAAACGGCACGGCGAUAAUCAGCGAAAUGUCGAUGACGUUUCAAGGUGUUGGAAGUGGUGAUGUCUUGAUUGCUGAGGAUCUGUCACGUGUUGGAAUCAUUUACCUGCAAGGAAUGAAUUCAAGCAAACUCCCGCAGAAUUUUGCAAAACUAGUGGUAGAUCAAGAAGUCCAGUAUAUUCCCAAUUAUGAUGAUGAGCAAGAAAUUUGGGGUGACAGAUCGAGACCGCUCACGAAACCGAUUUGUGGGUUUUCAGGCACUGAGGUCAGAAGCUUCUGAGUUCAUUUAAAAAAUAUAAUUUUUCAGUGUCCGGCUAAUUUUCUACGCGACUACCUGCUCUACACGAUACUUGUUGCACUAAUAAUCCUCCUUGCGAUAAGCGCCGCCUGUUUCGGAAUAAUCUACACAAUCUACAUGAAACGUGAAGAGAUCGCAAAGCUGGAUUCAAUGUGGCAUGUGAACUUCCACGAUCUCUCGAACAUCCCAACUGGUUUGAAUAGUCAACGAUCUUUCGUCAGCGGACCAUCAAUCAAUUCACACAGUCGUAAUGAAUCCAGCCGAUGUAAAAUCUUCAUCUACAAAGCUGAACGUGUGGCCGCAAUGCGACACGAUCUACACAUCCAACUGAAUUCUGAUGAAAGAGCAAUUCUUCGUCGCUGUCUGAGCAUCGAUCAUGAAAAUAUAAACAAAUUCCUGGGGCUCAGCCUGAAUUCCCCGCAACUAUUCUCAAUUUGGAGGUGUUGCUCGCGAGGAAGUCUGUCUGAUGUUAUUGAAAAAAGUUCAGUGCAAAUGGACAGUUUUUUCAUGUUCUCACUGGUUCGAGAUAUAGCUUAUGUGAGUUUUUUUUUUCAAAAUUUUUUUUUAAAUCUGGUUUUUUUCCAGGGCCUCGCUUAUAUUCAUAACUCAUUCCUGAACCACCACGGAUUUCUAACCUCCAAAUGUUGUUUAAUCGAUGAUCGAUGGCAGGUAAAAAUCUCGGACUAUGCAAUCCCUUUUCUCAAAUUCCACGAUAAAAUCGAACCGAAAAAUCUUCUAUGGGUAGCUCCGGAGUUCCUCCGCAAUCCCAUCAACCAAAAGACUAAGGAGGGUGAUAUCUAUAGUUUUGGUAUUAUUUCCUCCGAGGUCUACACCAAAACAACACCACCUUUUGAUUUUGAGAAUAACAAAGGGCGACUAGACGAGCUAAUUUUCAAAAUCAAAAAAGGUGGAUUUCGCCCAAGUUUGGAGGUUGACGCAAGCUUGGAACUUCGUCCAACAAUGCUGAGCUUGGUGAAAGAUUGUUGGGCAGAAAAACCAUCGGAAAGACCAAAUAUUGAUCAAAUCAAGUCAACACUUCGCAGCAUAAAUGAGAACAAAAAAGAGAAUCUGAUGGAUCACGUAUUCAACAUGCUUGAAACCUACGCUUCUACACUAGAAGAUGAGGUUUCCGAAAGAACUAAGGAACUGGUUGAGGAGAAAAAGAAGUCAGAUAUUUUGCUAUACCGUAUGCUACCAAAACAAGUCGCCGAUAAGCUGAAAAUUGGUCAAAGUGUGGAGCCCGAAACCUUUGAGCAGGUCACAAUUUUCUUUUCGGAUGUGGUGAAAUUCACCAAUCUUGCGGCACGAUGCACACCCUUUCAAGUGGUGACACUUCUCAAUGAGUUGUACACGGUGUUUGAUGGGAUUAUUGAGCAACACGAUGUGUAUAAGGUAGGCUUGGCUUGUGGAUUUUUGUAUAGAAGAGAGACUUCAGGUGGAAACCAUUGGCGAUGGGUAUCUUUGCGCAUCUGGGCUUCCGCAUCGUAACGGUGACGCGCAUAUAAUCCACAUUGCACGAAUGGCCUUCGGUUUCCUCGAUGCUCUUCAAAUCUUCGGCAUCCCUCACCUUCCGGAUGAACGCAUCAAUCUGCGGAUUGGUAUACAUUGCGGUAGCGUGGUUACAGGGGUAGUUGGUCUAACUAUGCCCAGAUACUGUUUAUUUGGAGAUACUGUGAAUACGGCAAGCAGAAUGGAGAGUAAUGGAAAAGCUGGGCAGAUUCAUAUAUCUUCGGAGGCCAAUCGGAUGCUGGAAAUUGUUGGUGGCUUUGAAACGGAAUCUCGGGGAGAAGUUAUCAUCAAAGGAAAGGGAGUCUUGGAGACUUUUUGGUUGAAGCGAGAGAAUUCAGAAGCACCGAAAGGUAUCUAUAAAAGUUAUAUCAAUGAUGUUUAG
This is a messenger RNA of Caenorhabditis angaria, 3535 nucleotides long. Lineage: Eukaryota; Metazoa; Nematoda; Chromadorea; Rhabditida; Rhabditidae. The record is from the annotation of a GenBank genome assembly.